GUGUGACAUAUCUCCUUCACAUAAGAGUUAAUCAGGCUGUUGAUUGUGGGCUGUGGAAUUUUGUCCCCACUCUUAAUUCAAAUGGCUGUGUUGAAGUUGCUCGAUAUUUUGGCGGGAACUGGGACACAGUCAUACACGUCGAUCCAGAGUGGAGGAGCGUAUGCAGGCCAUGGAAGAAGAACCAGAGCGGAGGAGCGUAUGCAGGCCAUGGAAGAAGAACCAGAGCGGAGGAGCGUAUGCAGGCCAUGGAAGAAGAACCAGAGCGGAGGAGCGUAUGCAGGCCAUGGAAGAAGAACCAGAGCGGAGGAGCGUAUGCAGGCCAUGGAAGAAGAACCAGAGUGGAGGAGCGUAUGCAGGCCAUGGAAGAAGAACCAGAGAGGAGGAGCGUAUGCAGGCCAUGGAAGAAGAACCAGAGAAGAAGAACCAGAGUGGAGGAGCGUACGCAGGCCAUGGAAGAAGAACCAGAGAAGAAGAACCAGAGUGGAGGAGCAUAUGCAGACCAUGGAAGAAGAUCCAGAGUGGAGGAGCGGAGGAGCGUAUGCAGGCCAUGGAAGAAGAUCCAGAGUGGAGGAGCGUAUGCAGGCCAUGGAAGAAGAACCAGAGUGGAGGAGCGUACGCAGGCCAUGGAAGAAGAACCAGAGUGGAGGAGCGUACGCAGGCCAUGGAAGAAGAACCAGAGUGGAGGAGCGUAUGCAAGUCAUGGAAGAAGAACCAGAGAAGAAGAACCAGAGUGGAAGAGCGUAUGCAGGCCAUGGAAGAAGAACCAGAGUGGAGGAGCGUAUGCAGGCCAUGGAAGAAGAACCAGAGAAGAAGAACCAGAGUGGAGGAGCGUAUGCAGGCCAUGGAUGAAGAACCAGAGUGGAGGAGCGUAUGCAGGCCAUGGAUGAAGAACCAGAGUGGAGGAGCGUAUGCAGGCCAUGGAUGAAGAACCAGAGUGGAGGAGCGUAUGCAGGCCAUGGAUGAAGAACCAGAGCGGAGGAGCGUAUGCAGGCCAUGGAAGAAGAACCAGAGUGGAGGAGCGUAAGCAGGCCAUGGAUGAAGAACCAGAGCGGAGGAGCGUAUGCAGGCCAUGGAAGAAGAACCAGAGUGGAGGAGCGUACGCAGGCCAUGGAAGAAGAACCAGAGUGGAG
Molecule: messenger RNA, 1130 nt
Organism: Oncorhynchus keta (chum salmon)
Lineage: Eukaryota; Metazoa; Chordata; Actinopteri; Salmoniformes; Salmonidae
Product: capping protein inhibiting regulator of actin dynamics-like
Exons: 2
Coding region: 161-925 (254 amino acids)
Source: RefSeq, a predicted model, not a curated record